Molecule: messenger RNA, 2511 nt
Organism: Schistosoma mattheei
Lineage: Eukaryota; Metazoa; Platyhelminthes; Trematoda; Strigeidida; Schistosomatidae
Source: the annotation of a GenBank genome assembly
ACAAAUAUAGAGGCAGUUUGUAAUCGCUCAGCUUGUCUUGAUCCCAUUAUUGUGGUACUUUUGUCUUCAGUUAUUUAUACCUAUGAAUAUAGGUGCAUACUGCGUGCUUAGCGAGUCAUCGACUCACUUUUUGUCCUUAUUUCCUCUACAGAUUCUCUCAUACCUGUGUGCUAGGGAUCCCUAUCCCAUAACGUAGCUCAAAGCUAUAGCCUUUUCUUAUAGAUACGAAGAAAUUACCAAAAGUUUAAAGUUAAACUUUAGUUUCUGGAAGAUAGAGAUAGUCGAGUACACUUUAAUGUCUUUUCCUCAAGAUCCAAUACUUUCGCAAAAUUUCAAACAAAUAUAACAGUUUUGAGAGACGUUCUGGCCAAUGGAAAUGCAAAAUUUUGGGAAUCAUUCGUCCCACAAAAAAAUAAAAUCUCAAGGGAUGAAGUAUUUUCACAUGGAUAAGCUGGAUUUCCACUGGGAAAUGAGAUGCAAAAAUUAAAUUUCAGAUGACCUACUAUCUCUAUAACAGGAGACUGAAUAGUGAAUUAUUUCGUAUAGUCUACGAGAAAGGAUCGGGGUAAAAAUUCUAGACUUUAAGAUUUGGAAUUGUGGUUAUUAUUUCCAUCAAGAGACAGGCAUCGAUGAUCUGACGUUCAAAUUUUCCAAACCCGUCUACUAAGAAUUUUUGGCUUGUAACCAUAGUAAUGAGUGAAUUUUGUAGAAAUAUCCACGAGGCAAUGUUGAGAAAUUGUCUCGCUCUUAAAAUAUUGUGCCACCUCAAAGAUAUUCAGUCUACUUUGAAAAAUUCCAAAAUCCUAUCGACCAACAUAUUUUUUAUUUGUUUCCUGAUGUUUUUCGUUGAAAAGCUAAUAAAUUUCUCGUCAUUCUGAUAACCGCGCAUAUUUGUUUCUCUCCUCUUGUCUUGUCCUGCCUGUCAAUUUUCUGCGUCUGAAAAGCUCAACAAAUUCUGCUGAGUAUUAACUCUGAUCGUGAAAUAUUGCCAGCUACCAGCUGUUGUUUUUGAAAUUCGAUGAUUGGACUGAUCCUCUGCAUUAGAUUUCUAAGCUCUUAUAAGCAACGUAACUUCGUGACAAUACCAAACGCUUUGGUAAAUGUAUUAAAAAUAAACCUUUUCCAUCGUGCAUGGACUUCGUUUUAUCUUCUAGUAUAAGUGAUUUUCUACUCAUUUUAGACCAAUUUGAAAGUCCUGUUUACAAGUUGUUGGUUUCCAACCUGUUUAUGAUGGGAUUUUUCAAGCAUGCUGUGUAAAAUCUCCAGAGUUACUCUUGAUUCUUAACGGUCCGGUAGUGUGUAAAUCAUUCUCUGGUAUGUCGCGAACUAGAACCUGUCAGGAAUUUUUAUCACUUCAAAUUGGCGCACGUAGUACAUACCUCAAACACCUGGGCGGGUUGAGAUUUUGCACAGCACCCUAACCUUAGCCUUAAUAUCUCCUAACCUGACUUGAAAUGCUUAGUAACAUUGAGAAAAGCAAAAACAUGCAGACCAAAACACUAGGUCGGCAUAUGAAGCUACUAACUGUUGGUCGAAAUGAGUAAGCUUCUUGAUCAGUAUCCGUACAAUGGGCACGAUCUAUUGUUAGGUCCCGGUUGAAAACUGAUUAUAGUGAUGCAGUUGUAUAUACUGCAUAUCUUACACAUCUGAUAUAACAUCCCAUGAAUUUUCUCGUGAGUUAUUCUUUAUUGUUUUUGAAAUGAACUUCUUACUUCUAGUUUUCUGUUACCACUCACAUAUGAUCAUAAUCUUGGUAGUUUCCUCUCUGUGAUAAAAUGUGGCAUCUUGGAGUGAUACAAAUUUGCGACAAGUCCUACGUCGUUAUUGACUGACCGUGUGUGACUAAACUGUACUACAGUUUCGGAAAGACUUAAUUUUAUUUGGGCAUGAAUAUCUAGUGAUAAGCCACAAGAUAUACACCAGUCAAGCGUGAUCUAUUAUGACAACUUAAUUAUCGAAUAGCUCCGUGUUCAGGGGUGUGAUUCUAGAGUGUUUUAUUAUGUAAUAGUAAUUAUGUAGCAUCUUAGCUUACAAUCAUCUUACAGAUUUUAUACCAUGAUUCCCUAGGUAAUGCAGUGUACAAGGUUGAUCCCAAGUUCUUUAAUUUCUAACAAAUCACAAUCAAUAAGAACUAUCAAUGUAGCAAUGGGACCCUUAAGGUCUCGCCAGAAAAUCGCCUUUAAGACAAGAUACCACUGGAUGUUAGACUUAAAAAAAAGCAAAGCUCGUGCAAAAUACCCUUGGAUUCCCAGGGAACCAACAACAUCCAUGGAAAUAUAUGGUCAGAAAAUUAUUUUUCCUGAAAUGUACUUGGAUUUUAUUGUACCUAACAACUUAGACAAAUGUGAACUAAAACCUUACGUCUCAUGGCAAUCAAAGCUAGUUGAGGAAGAACCACUAACAGCUGAAGUUUUAUUUAAUAACAGGUAUUCACAAAAAAUAACUGAAAUGUUUAAAAAUGGUGCAAGUAAUGAAGAAAUUAUGGAAUACUUGAAGAACACGAAUUGUUAA